Messenger RNA from Acipenser ruthenus (sterlet), 7255 nucleotides. Its product is annotated as fibrillin-2. Gene Ontology annotation, biological process: cell-matrix adhesion. Gene Ontology annotation, molecular function: calcium ion binding. The transcript is spliced from 26 exons. The record is from RefSeq and is a predicted model, not a curated record. NCBI's taxonomy places the organism in Eukaryota, Metazoa, Chordata, Actinopteri, Acipenseriformes, Acipenseridae. The coding region runs from base 206 to 6880 and encodes 2224 amino acids.
CCUCACAGGAGUUGAAAAGUGCAGUCCGUUCGCACAGUGUUUUAAUUCCAUCGGAAGCUAUCGCUGUCAGUGCCUGAGUGGGUUCAGUGGGGAUGGGUUAAACUGCUCUGACAUUGAUGAAUGCCAAACACAAAAUGGAGGUUGUCACCCGUCUGCCACCUGCACUAACACUGCUGGGACGUACCGCUGCACGUGUCCUCAAGGAAUGACGGGCAACAGGACUGAGUGCUGGGAUGUGGAUGAGUGUGCAGACGUUGCAGUUAGCAACUGCAGUGAGAACGGGCAUUGUGUAAACUCAGUGGGAUCUUACAAGUGCCAGUGCAGUGUGGGUUUUAAAGGGGAUGGACAUUCUUGCCAAGACAUCGAUGAGUGUGCCUUCCCUUCAAUCUGUCACAACAGUACAGAGUGUGAAAACAUACCAGGUUCUUACAAAUGCUCUUGCAUUCACGGCUUCUUGAAUGCCAAAGGGAUAUGCAUGGACAUCAUCGGCUGCCAGAAUCAAACAAGCUGCCACGAGCAUGCAGAAUGCAUUGAAAUGAGUGGGUCCUUCUACUGCAGCUGUAAGCCGGGCUUCACGGGGAAUGGGAUCCAUUGCGAUGACCUGGAUGAGUGCGCCAUGGUCAGCUUGCAAUGCCAUAACAGCUCCACCUGUCACAACACUUUGGGGUCUUACCACUGCAAAUGCUUGGGCGGUUAUGAAGGCAAUGGUACAACAUGCUAUGAUAUUAACGAAUGCCUUGGAAACCUAACAUGCCAUGAAAAUAGUACAGAUGAUUGCAAAGAGAACGUAUGUCAAGACAAACAGACAAAAUGUAUCAACACUCCUGGAUCAUUUAGCUGUGUCUGUAAGUCAGGAUUCAGCCAGAAUGGGUCAUUGUGUAAAGAUAUUGACGAGUGCCUCACAGGAGUUGAAAAGUGCAGUCCGUUCGCACAGUGUUUUAAUUCCAUCGGAAGCUAUCGCUGUCAGUGCCUGAGUGGGUUCAGUGGGGAUGGGUUAAACUGCUCUGACAUUGAUGAAUGCCAAACACAAAAUGGAGGUUGUCACCCGUCUGCCACCUGCACUAACACUGCUGGGACGUACCGCUGCACGUGUCCUCAAGGAAUGACGGGCAACAGGACUGAGUGCUGGGAUGUGGAUGAGUGUACAGACGUUGCAGUUAGCAACUGCAGUGAGAACGGGCAUUGUGUAAACUCAGUGGGAUCUUACAAGUGCCAGUGCAGUGUGGGUUUUAAAGGGGAUGGACAUUCUUGCCAAGACAUCGAUGAGUGUGCCUUCCCUUCAAUCUGUCACAACAGUACAGAGUGUGAAAACAUACCAGGUUCUUACAAAUGCUCUUGCAUUCACGGCUUCUUGAAUGCCAAAGGGAUAUGCAUGGACAUCAUCGGCUGCCAGAAUCAAACAAGCUGCCACGAGCAUGCAGAAUGCAUUGAAAUGAGUGGGUCCUUCUACUGCAGCUGUAAGCCGGGCUUCACGGGGAAUGGGAUCCAUUGCGAUGACCUGGAUGAGUGCGCCAUGGUCAGCUUGCAAUGCCAUAACAGCUCCACCUGUCACAACACUUUGGGGUCUUACCACUGCAAAUGCUUGGGCGGUUAUGAAGGCAAUGGUACAACAUGCUAUGAUAUUAACGAAUGCCUUGGAAACCUAACAUGCCAUGAAAAUAGUACAGAUGAUUGCAAAGAGAACGUAUGUCAAGACAAACAGACAAAAUGUAUCAACACUCCUGGAUCAUUUAGCUGUGUCUGUAAGUCAGGAUUCAGCCAGAAUGGGUCAUUGUGUAAAGAUAUUGACGAGUGCCUCACAGGAGUUGAAAAGUGCAGUCCGUUCGCACAGUGUUUUAAUUCCAUCGGAAGCUAUCGCUGUCAGUGCCUGAGUGGGUUCAGUGGGGAUGGGUUAAACUGCUCUGACAUUGAUGAAUGCCAAACACAAAAUGGAGGUUGUCACCCGUCUGCCACCUGCACUAACACUGCUGGGACGUACCGCUGCACGUGUCCUCAAGGAAUGACGGGCAACAGGACUGAGUGCUGGGAUGUGGAUGAGUGUGCAGACGUUGCAGUUAGCAACUGCAGUGAGAACGGGCAGUGUGUAAACUCAGUGGGAUCUUACAAGUGCCAGUGCAGUGUGGGUUUUAAAGGGGAUGGACAUUCUUGCCAAGACAUCGAUGAGUGUGCCUUCCCUUCAAUCUGUCACAACAGUACAGAGUGUGAAAACACACCAGGUUCUUACAAAUGCUCUUGCAUUCACGGCUUCUUGAAUGCCAAAGGGAUAUGCAUGGACAUCAUCGGCUGCCAGAAUCAAACAAGCUGCCACGAGCAUGCAGAAUGCAUUGAAAUGAGUGGGUCCUUCUACUGCAGCUGUAAGCCGGGCUUCACGGGGAAUGGGAUCCAUUGCGAUGACCUGGAUGAGUGCGCCAUGGUCAGCUUGCAAUGCCAUAACAGCUCCACCUGUCACAACACUUUGGGGUCUUACCACUGCAAAUGCUUGGGCGGUUAUGAAGGCAAUGGUACAACAUGCUAUGAUAUUAACGAAUGCCUUGGAAACCUAACAUGCCAUGAAAACAGUACCUGCAUAAACAGUGACGGUUAUUAUGUGUGCCAGUGCAAGGCAGGAUUCACAGGCAAUGGGUCAUUUUGUACAGACCUUGAUGAAUGCCUGGCUUCAGAUGGUGAUUGGCUCUGCGCAAAUGGCUCUUGUUUCAACAUCAUAGGAUCAUUCAAGUGCCAGUGCAAUGAUGGAUUUCAAAGCAAUGGCACAGACUGCAUUGAUAUCGACGAGUGCUUACUGAAUAUAACAAACUGUGAUGUCAAUUCUAACUGCGUUAACACAGGUGGUUCCUUUGAAUGCUCUUGUCUAAGUGGAUUCCAAAGCAAUGGAUAUUUGUGCUCAGACAUCGACGAAUGCUUAAACAAAACUGACUACUGCCACCCGCUUGCCAAAUGCACCAACUUGCCUGGCUCAUAUCACUGUGAAUGCCCGUCAGGCCAUGUUGGGGACGGGCUUGCCUGCACUGAUGUGGAUGAAUGCACUGAAACUAAGAGUAUUUGCCAUAAACAGGCCCUGUGCCUAAACACCCCUGGCUCCUACCACUGUGCCUGUAAGACUGGGUUCGCUUCCACUGGUGUCAUAUGCACUGACAUUGAUGAAUGCCAGCUGGACAGAAGAGUCUGUCAUGCUCAGGCCCUGUGUGUGAACACAGUGGGGAGCUUCUACUGCCAGUGCAACCAGGGCUUCACUGGCAAUGGGAAGACCUGCUUUGAUAUCAAUGAGUGUGAUUCUCCUUCCUCCUGUCAAACCAGGACCAAGUGUACUAAUUCCUUGGGCUCGUACACUUGCACUUCUCCAGCUAACUUGUCUGACUGUGACCCGCUCUCAGCACAUGGGAGUCUUCUUUACCACUAUGGAAAUAAUGUGGGGGACAGGACAGUUCUCCCCACAGGCAGUGAUGUAAACUCCCCCUAUGUUUCACCUCCAAUGGGAAUCCCUUUCCUUGGAUCACUUUGGGAAAGGCUCUAUUUUUCGGAUAAUGGACUGGUUCAGUUUCAGUCCCCUCACACCAAUGAGAAGUACUCUUUUCCAAACCCGCCGGAGAAUGGAUUCCAGGGCGAUGAAGGCACACCGAUGCUGGCUGUCUUUUGGGAAGAUUCUGACCUAACUGCAGGAGAUGGGAAACUCUUCUACCAAGUUUACAACAAACCGGACGCCCAGGACAUCUUUUCCAAAAUAGCAUUCAACAGAACCACAGGAGAGGUGAACAAGUAUUUAGUUGAAAAGGGAGACAGAGCUGUAUUUGUACCGAAAUGGAUUCUGAAGAUUACAUGGGAUCAUGUGCUGCCCAUUUCCUUUCAGUCAAGUAACGCCUCGGAGACAAACACUUUCCAGUGCAUCCUCACCACAGACGGUAACCGCACGUUUGCCCUGUUGAAGUUCUCCGAGAUGCUGUGGGGCCCAGGUCAAAGAGUGAACCACAGAGCACUCAUGGGAUACACAGACGGGGUGGGGACUUUCCACAACGACCCCCACACGCAACAGAACAACUCCUACGGGCCGGGGGGACAGUACCGGCCAGACCAGGCGCUCGGCAACACCGGACUCCGGGGCCAGUGGAUUUAUCAACUGAACAUGCCGAAAGCCAUCGUCAACAAGGAGCCAGACUACCGCAUCAUGUGUCAGCAGUGGUACCUGAACGAGCCUGACGCUUCCUCGUGGACUGCUGGUUUAACCCCCUGCCCCUGCCACAGCUCUCAAGCUGCUGAAGAUGCCAGCUUCACGUUGGAGGUUCUUCCUGCGGAGAUGGCAGCGAGGGUGCAGGCGCUUCGGAGCCUGCAGACUGAGGGGUUCGUCUUCCAGUCCGUGCUGCCCAAUAAGUACAACGCGGGCCGGAGGUGCACCUUCAGUUACCAGGGUUACCUGCUCAAAGGAAGCAGCGAUCGCUUCUUUAUUAACAACCCAGACACCCCCUGGGUUGAGGAGCACAUCAACAAGGAUCUGCUGCCCUUCGACUGGUGCUGCAUUAAAUCGUCCCGUUGCCACAUGUACUACACAAAGCGACCACAAGAAAACUGUGAUCAUUAUACCCCCGGAGGGAUGGGCAUGGUCUAUGGGACCCUGCAUGUGAAGACCUUUGACGGGACUGACUACACUUUUAAAGGACUGGGCGAAUUUGUCCUUCUUAGACUGUCAUCAAGCCAAGGAUCCAACGUCUUCACCCUGCAGGGACAGACAGAGGCUGUAGUGACUGACAGAAGGCAUUCGAAUGUGACAGCUUUUGUACGACUAGCGGCUUUUUAUCAGGGAACAAGCAAAGUAGAGUGGAGACCAUCUGACAGCAGGGAGGAGCUCAGAAUGCUGGUGGAUGAUGAAGCAAUGCAUUUAAAUGCUGGAGCCAGCUAUAUGAAUGAGGACGGGUUUGCCCUGAGCUGCCCCAACCCCAGGCAGUGCAGCCUUGUUUACUACUCAGGCUUGCAGGUGCAGGUGGAGAUGGGCAUCAGUGGAUACCUCACAGCCCUGAUUAAAGCACCACAGUGCUUCUACAACAAGACUGUGGGUCUGCUGGGCAUGUGGAACAGCAACCACACAGACGACUUCCUCUACUCCAAUGGGAAACGCUUAGCUUCUGAAGACGGGAAGCUCCCCUCUGAAGAGGAGCUGCAGGACUUCAGCCUCUCCUGGUCUGUUCCCUCUCCCGAGAGCCUUCUUCACUCAGACCGGCCGAAAGGGACAUUCCGCCCUGUCUUCACUGCAGAGCUGCUGGCUUCAGUGAGCACAGAGUGGCUGAAGGAAGUUAGUGAGGUCUGCAGAGGGAGCGAGCAGUGCAUCCAUGACACUCUAGCCACCAAUAGCACGGCUAUGGGUUUGCAGACCACACAGUACAGCCACAGAUUCCAAAAACUCACUGUCAUAUUUGGAAGCAUGCCACCUGUGCUUACCGGACCUUCAAUUAUCCAGUGUAACUUAAACGCCACAGCCAAGGUAACGUUCAAAGCUCGGGACCCGAACAACGACACCGUCAUCUUCUCACUUGUGUCUCCAGAGCCUGAGGGAGUGCACAUCGGGAGCGCUGAUGGUGUGCUCACCUGGACUCCACGGAGCACGGCUCCGGUGACGUUGACAGUGCAGGUUAAUGAUCAGCUGUCAGGCUCUGUAUUAAGCCCUGUCCUUCAGGUCUGUAACUGUACCAACGGGGGGACCUGCGAUUACACCAGCGUCAUCCACAACCACCACAGAGGAGCGUUUCAGGUUGUAGGCUGCCUUUGUCCAGAAGCCUAUUCUGGAGCAUUCUGCUCUGACCCUGUCAAUGCAUGCAGAGGGAAGCCUUGUUUCCCAGGUGUAGCCUGUGCUAACCAGCCCAGUCCAGCAUUCUUCACAUGCGAUACGUGUCCUACAGGAACAGUGGCCCAAGACAAGAAUGGAUAUAAGUGCUUUAUAAACAAUUUCUGCCUGCCUCCAUUCCCGUUCCCAUGCCAUAAGAUGGCUGAAUGCUUCAGUUCAGGGUAUGAGUACACCUGCAGGUGUAAGGCUGGAUUCUCAGGGGAUGGGCUCAACUGCACAGACAUUAACGAGUGUGAGAACCCAGCUGCAUGCCCAAGUGCAAAAUACGAAUGCAUCAACACCAUUGGAUCAGUGAAGUGUUCCUGCAGGUAUCAGACUGCUCAAGACGCGGACGCCUGUGGGAACUCAGAAAACCCUCCAGGGUGGAAUGUUUUCAACUGCACAUUGAACUGGAAUUUGUUGCGCACUGCUCCAGAACACACCACUGAGCAGCUUCGAGACAUCCUGGCUCUGGGCUUCCAGAACAAGUUCUACAACGCGAGUCUGAAAUCGUUUCCAGGGGGGGGUCCUGCGAUGGAGUACAGGGUCAACGUGUCCAGCGACACGCCACACUGGUAUGUCAGGGACUACCUAUCACGAGUCAGCCAGUUCUACGGCAUCGACCCGGCCACCAUCACAGUGGGAGACCUAAAUGAAUGCGCCACAGGGGAAGCAAAUUGCAGUACAGCAGCGUACUGUGUAAACACUUACGGAGCUUAUAAAUGCAUCUGUAACAGUGGUACUUAUAUGGAGUCCGAGUCCUGUGUCUAUGCUACUGCAACCUUUCCCAGAGACAAUAGCACGGUUACACAGAAAGUGCCCAGGUCUGAGGAUUACACAGAGCUGAUAGUGGCUCUGGUGCUGGGGAUCGGGGUCCCGAUGGUGCUGCUGCUCCUCAUUGCAGGGCUUGUUUGCUUUUGUUGCACGAGGAGGAAGAUAACGAGUGGAGGUAUACCUCCAGUGCACACAGGGGUCAUACUCAUGGAGAAUGCUCCCCCACCUUUUAACUACGCAGACCCUUCCCUGCUCUACAAAGUGCAUUACUUACCUCCAAUGCAAAAUGGAAACCACUAAACUCUGGAACCUGAAACAAAAGAAUAUAUAUAUAUAUAUAUAUAUAUAUCAGAAUGUGUACAUUGAAACUGAAAUCAUUUAAGUAUGUAAUGGUAAAUUGGUUAUGCAGUGUUUAUUAUGGCACAUUGUCAGCUAUUCCUGAUUCCUGGCCAUUGGCAAUGGCAGCUUAAUUAGACUCCGAAAUUUAAAGAAAUUGUAGAGAAAUUAUAAAUAGUACAUCUGAAAUAUAUUUGAUUCUAUUUCAGUUAUAUUGGUAUAUGGUAAUGCCUGUGCCGAUGUCAACUGGGUUUCUCUGAGUUCUGGCAUUCAUCCACUAGGGGGCAGAAUAUUACAGAAAAACAUGAUUUUAUACCACAUUCGACCGUAAAUGUAACC